CGCCGGCGUCGACCGCCCUCCACAGACAAGCCCUCGCCGUCCCGUCUGUCGAGGCUUCCCUUCUCACGAGCGAGCGGGCUUCCUCUAGCCAUCAUCCAUCCACCGCCGCCCCUCGACGUCCUUCCCUACCAAGCAACGAACGACACGCCACCCGUGGCCCGCCCGCCGCGUGCGCGCUCGCACGCACCGACGAGAAAAAAAUGGCCACGACCUUCACCUCAGUCGUCGAGACGCUCAUGACGCCCUCCCUGCCCGUCAUCCUCCUCGGCAUCCUCAUCGUCCUCGGCGCCCCGAUCCUGCUGCAUGUGGUGCUCGCCUCGUCGGCCACGUACACGACGCCGCCCGUGGUGCUGCUGCUGGGUCCCUCGCAGGCCGGCAAGACGGCCCUCGCCACGCUCCUCGAGCGCGCCGGCAGCGAUAACGCCGCCGUCGUCGACGGUAGCGGCGGCGGCGGCGGCGGCAGCUCCUCCACAUCCCCCAUCCUCGCGCCCGCGCAGACGCACACCUCGCAGACGUGUCAGGCCGUCGAGCUCAACGCCUCGACCGACUCCGCCACGAGGAAGUCGUUCCGCAACCGCGACGACGCCAGCGGCACGCACACAAAGUUCUUGCUCGUCGACACCCCCGGGCACGGAAAGCUGCGCAACGUCGCCAUGGGGAGGCUCGCCCGCGCGACGGGGGCCGCGGCAGACAAAAGCAGCAGCGGCAGCAGCAACAACAGCAAGAAGCUCAAGGCCGUCGUCUUCAUGGUCGACGCCGCGGCCGUGGGCGAGCACGACGCGCUGGCGCCCACGGCUGCGUACCUCUACGACGUGCUGCUACACCUGCAGCGCAGGGCGUCAUCGUCGUCAUCCUCCAGGGGCAAGGGUGGGGCGGUGCCCGUCCUCAUCGCCGCCAACAAGAUGGACCUGUUCACCGCGCUGCCGGCUACCAUGGUCAAGGCGCAGCUUGAGGCGGAACUGACGCGCAUCCGCGCCACGCGCAGCAAGGGCCUGCUCGACUCGGGCGUGGGCAUCGACGACGUCGGUGGCGCCGGGGAGGACGACCAGGACUGCUGGCUGGGUGAAUACGGCUCGGAAAAGUUUUCGUUUCAGCAGAUGGGCGAGUUUGAUAUCGACGUCGAAGUCAUUGGCGGGAGUGUCACGGCCGAGGCUGACGUGGAUAAGUGGUGGUGGUGGAUAGCUCAGCGGGUGUGAGCCGUCCACUGCGUGUUGCGCCCGUGUACGAUAUGAAUACCUUAAUGUCGGGCCAAUUAGUGGGCCAUGACCUGCUUCACAUUACGCC
Purpureocillium takamizusanense is the source of this 1284-nucleotide messenger RNA. RefSeq lists its product as uncharacterized. NCBI's taxonomy places the organism in Eukaryota, Fungi, Ascomycota, Sordariomycetes, Hypocreales, Ophiocordycipitaceae. The transcript has a single exon. The record is from RefSeq and is a predicted model, not a curated record. Bases 201 to 1196 code for a protein of 331 amino acids.